AUGGCGAAAACGGCGAAAGUCAAAGGAUACGGCGCUUACUGGAAGGGAGACAUAAAAAACAAAACGAUCAAGCGCAAGAACAAGCAGUAUAUCUCUGACCAGCGCUGCCUCCAGGUAUACAAAAAGGAGCUACAAAAGCGGAAAGAGAGAGACACGACAAACGAGACUACCGGCAGCAACAACGUAAAUGCACAAGAAAAAGGUGAUACUGGCCGCCGGCCCAAUGUGCAAACUAUCGCAGAACACGACGUCAAAAUAAUCAAGCCCCAAAUCGAAACAGUUUACUACGUAAACGGAUCACAGGCCAGAGGCAACGCUAAUAUCGCCUACGACAGCAAGAGGGAGGAACCGUCCGACGAUGGAGAGGAUGCAGGACUUGGGAGAGUUCCCGCAUCUCAUGAUGCAAGCGGCACUCCGGAGGUGACAGAGCGUCGCGGUGGUCGAUUUUCGGAGGACAAUCACGAAUCAGACGACGAAACUGAGCAAUCUGACAGCGAUUCUGGCACUGGGGAACUUGAAAAUCAUGAUGAGCUGCAAUCGACCGCUGCAACGUCUCGUAACGGUACCGAACAAACCAACUCUCGUUCGAACUCUGCAAAAGGGGCUAAAACCAGUGAUAGGAUCUCAAUUAAUAAUGACAAAGGGGUUGAUGUAGCAUCGAAUGCUAGGGGCAAAUCAAACGAAAAGCAGAAGGGUAAAUUCACUGGUGUUUACGCCAAGGCCCUAAAACUCAGGGAAGAAAAGGCCAAAAUCAAGCAGCAGCAACACAACGAGAGGAUAGAAAAGAUCAAGCAAAAGAAACGAGAAAUCAGGGAGAAGAAGCAGGAGAGGUAUGCCAGACACAGACUGCUGGGCCAGAAGACCAAGCGGGGCCAACCCAUCAUGGCAAAUGUUAUAUCGCACCUAAUGAACAACUUCGAGAAAAAGUACAAGCAAACAUGA
Babesia ovata is the source of this 942-nucleotide messenger RNA. Its product is annotated as rRNA processing Fyv7, putative. The record is from RefSeq and is a predicted model, not a curated record. NCBI's taxonomy places the organism in Eukaryota, Apicomplexa, Aconoidasida, Piroplasmida, Babesiidae. The coding region runs from base 1 to 942 and encodes 313 amino acids. The transcript has a single exon.